AUGGUUGCACCAUUUGGCACCCACAGCUUUCCUCCUUCCGGUCCACCCUCCGUGGAUCAGUCUCUCAUGUUUGUGCCUCACCUUCGGCCUGAGCUGGCUCUUCAGCUUGGCCCCACCAGGGGCCUUCUUCCCCGGCUCCGCCCGUGCGCCUUCGACGACCCCAUGGAGUGCGGCGAGACGGCCGAGCCACCCGACGCUUCCUCCGACGCCUCCGCGCCGUCCGCGCCGUCCGCGUCUGCGCGGGCGCGGCCGGCGGCGCUGCGCGGCUGGAGCGGCGGGGAAUCGGGGGCCGAUUCCCGGGAUUUGCCCAUGUCCUUGGAUGACUCGAUGGAUCCCAAGAGGAUGGCCUCGAGGAAGGGCACCUGGACGUCAGAGCGCAUGGUGAAGUUGACCACUGGCAACAGUAGCGGCAUGGGGAGCCCGCGCUUGGGUUUGGGCUCGCCGACCUUUUCGAUGCGCUCCUCGCUGGACCGGCUGGAGCAAAAGGGCAGCGCCACCAAGACCAAAGGUGGCAUCGGCGCCAACUUCAUCAAAGCGACCAACAGAGAUACACUGAGCCAGCCGAGGAGCAGUUAUGACCCAACAGCACUGGCCCGGCGGUUGGCGAAGUGUGCCCGCUUCUCCAACUUCAUGGUGCUGGUGGUCAUCGUGGACUCCAUUUGCACCUGCAUGGACAUCGACGCCCGAGCCGCAGUGGAGGAUGUGCCCUUAGCGGUAGAGGUGUUAUCGAAUACGGCCUUGGGCUUGUACACCGUGGAAUUUGUCGUGGUCUUGAUCUUGCGCGGCUGCAAGAUGUUGAGGGAAGUGGCAACCUGGUUGGACCUCUUGAUCAUCGGUGGCAUCGGCAUCGAAAAAGAUCUCCAAGCAGGCCACCGACAACUCCAUGAUCCCUGGCGAUGGAGUGAUUUGAGCGUUUCGCCGUUGCAGCAACGGAUCUCCAUCAUCCGCGUGCUGCGCUUGGUGCGCAUCUUUCGCAUCACCCGCGUCCUACAGCGGACGCGGGCGCUGCGGGAGCUCUCCAAGCUCGUGAGUAUGAUGACCACGUGUUUGAAGGCCCUUAUAUGGUCCUUCAUUUUUUGCUUCGUGAUCAUGACCGUUUGGGCGAUGCUCAUGGUUGAGUUUAUCCACCCACUCAUUCAGGAGCUUCACUUUGAAGAAAACGCCUUUAGUGAUUGCUCUGACUGCCACAAAGCCACGAGAUCUGUCAUGCACGCCAAUGUGCUGCUCUUCAAGACGGUGAUUGCCGGCGACAGUUGGGGCCAAAUUGCCGUCCCCGUGAUCGAUGAAUAUCCCGGGACGGCGAUCAUCUUCAUGGGCAGCUUGUUGACGUUGGUUUUUGGAGUUCUGAAUCUCAUCGUGGCAGUUGUGGUCGACACCUUUGCGGAGGCCCGCCAGCGGGACGUGCUCAACCUUGCCGAGGACCUUGAGGUGGACCUCGCCAAUGACCAGAAAGUCCUGCAGAGGAUGUUUGAUCGGAUUGACGCUGAUGGCAGUGGCAUGUUGAACUUCGAGGAGCUGGUGGAAGGUGCACGGAAAGACCCCGAAUUCCAGAGUCGACUGCGGGUAAUGGACAUCGAUGAGUCCGACCUGCGUCAGCUCUUCGACAUGAUCGACGGCACCGGCGAGGGCGAGAUCCAGAGCGCGGAGUUCAUCGCGGCGUUGUCGCGCUGGGUGCGCGACUCGAAGACGGCUCCCCGCUUCGUGAAGUACAACAUGCUCAGGUCUUUGCAGAUGCAGGAGGACUUGUAUGACAUUGUACAGGAGCAGUUCGAUAUCCUGGCUGCACAGAUUGAACACUCGAACCUUUGCUUCGAGCAGGUCCUUCGGGACAAUGGCCUGCUGAUCAACGACGCUCAGUUCGGCGCCAGCAACUCGCAGUCGCCCGACUUCUUCCGGCGCCAAGUGACGGCGUGGGACAAGUUCGAGGAGGCCACGGCCCAGGCCUCCACGGGCGGCGACGUGGUCGCCGGGUCGACUGUGGGGACACCUGUGAGCCACGAGGGGCCGAGCCCGGAGCAGCCUCACGCGAGCCGAAAAGUGGCGACACUCCUGGAACCACUCAGAGAGGCGAAGGUGCCGCACGACGCGGGGCCGUUCCACCGCGAUGACGGCGAGACCGCACGUGCCGCCUUUGCACAACUGGAGACCGUGGUGCUCAAGGCCACCGAGGCGGCCUUGCGGCGCUCCUUCGUGGUCUUGGAGCAUGCGCUGCCGCAGUUGCAAUCGAAGGGGGUCAGCGAGUGCUCGCGGGGAUCGAGCCAAUCUUUGGGCGACGACGCGAUGACGACGCCCAACGCCUUUCUGCCGCGGACGCGGCCGCGGAUCAGUGUGCGGCACGGGCGGAUGGGCAUCCAAGCCGUGCCCAGCCAUAGGUCUUCCUCCUUCGAGCAUCCCACCACCAGCGCCGCACUCGGGAACGAGUCACGGACGGCGUCACGGGCCUCGCGGCAAAGCCACGGCCACACGCGUCCAGCGCGACGCUUGGUGCGGACACCCAUUGGAGUCUUUAGCCCGCCCGGGGCCUCAAUUGGCCUGGCCUCGACGGAGUUCCGCGAACGCCGCUCCUCGAACCCCGAGAAGGAGCGCGAGGCCGAGCAGGUCGAGGUGACGAGGUCGAGGAGUUGCAAUCCACGGAUCAUAUGA
Molecule: messenger RNA, 2643 nt
Organism: Durusdinium trenchii
Lineage: Eukaryota; Dinophyceae; Suessiales; Symbiodiniaceae
Source: the annotation of a GenBank genome assembly